GCUCAAGGCCCGGGGGGUGCCCGAGCUCUUCCAGCUGGCUGCACGGGCGGUCAUGUCCUCCUUGAGCGGGGAGGACCUGCAGGCCGCCCUGCACCGCGUGUGCCCCCGCACGGGGCUGCCGCUGGUGGUGCCCUGCGUGCUGGAGCAGAUGUACGGCGAGGUGCGGCGGGGGCCGCUGGUGCUGCGAGACUUCCUGGCGCACGUGUGCCUGAGUGACAGGGAGGUUGAGGCGGGCGGCGGGGGCGGCGCUGCUGGUGCCGCAGCCAAGGCCACUCGCCGGCCCGCCGUCACCAUCAGCACCAUCCAUGCGGCCAAGGGGCUGGAGUGGCCGGUGGUGUUUGUGGCGCGAUGGAACGAGGGCUACCUGCCCACGGUUGCUCGGUUGGAGAAGGAGGUGCAGGAGCGGCUGGAGCGGCUGCCUGCGCAGGAGAGGGU
This is a messenger RNA of Astrephomene gubernaculifera, 435 nucleotides long. The record is from the annotation of a GenBank genome assembly. Lineage: Eukaryota; Viridiplantae; Chlorophyta; Chlorophyceae; Chlamydomonadales; Astrephomenaceae.